AUGGCUACACCUAGACAAUUGAUAUUUAUAGACGAAGUUGCAAAGAACCAUGUCAAGUAUUACGAUCCCACUCUUUCAUCAUAUUUGAAACUUCGACAAGAUCUACUCAAGUUGUAUACAUCCAUACAGAAACAAGUUCUAACCAUUGAUGCAGACGAGGACAGCAGCAGCAAAACUACCACCACCACCACCACUACCACAACGACGAGUAAUGAAUCGCAUACAAUCCUGUUCAAGCUCCACCAACUAGAAGUUGAGUUGCACAAAGUAGAACUAACGUACAGGACUCAUAUUGAAGAGCUCCUAAACCGUCUUCGAAUUGAAAAGACCAUGAAGCCGGAUAUAUUAACUGGCAUACAGAAAGAGUUGGACCAGAUUAUAGCCCAGAAUGACGAGCUUCAAGAAAAGAUUUCAAGAAUAAAGACGGUUGAGAAACCACUUUUGGAAAAGAUAACUAAAUUGGUAAACAGUUUCAACAACAACAUUGAGAAGAGUCGGGCCAAGCCGAUUCUUUCCUCGUAUAUAAAGUCAUUAGAAGGAGACAUAAGCGACGAGCAAAAGGAGAAGGAUUCAUUACAAGUGGAUUUCAAAUCUUUGGUUUUCAGUAAAGAUGAGUUGCGUUCACAAUUGAGACAAAUGUUGAAUGACGAGUUAGCCAAUCAUGGUCAUAUUGAUGAGAUAUUAAGAAAUGGCAAGACAUUCGACGAGUAUGAUGAGAAUAAGGUGCUUUACAAACUAUACAGAUCGACCUUGUUUGACAUCUCGCAAUCCAAGACCUUGGAUGAGUAUGACGAGAUGAUUGCAAAAACCGUUGAGCAAAUCCAAACAUUGCAGAAUGAAGGGGAAUCUACGAAGCAGAGCUGGAAUAAGAAUGCAGAAAAGAUAUUGAAAAUUAAAGCUAUUGUGAAUGAAGAUGCUGAUCAACAAGUAGUGGAAGACGUGGAUAUGACAGAGGCGGUGAAUGACUAA
Messenger RNA from Lodderomyces theae, 969 nucleotides. RefSeq lists its product as uncharacterized. Lineage: Eukaryota; Fungi; Ascomycota; Pichiomycetes; Serinales; Debaryomycetaceae. The record is from RefSeq and is a predicted model, not a curated record. The coding region runs from base 1 to 969 and encodes 322 amino acids. The transcript has a single exon.